Poeciliopsis prolifica (blackstripe livebearer) is the source of this 1557-nucleotide messenger RNA. It is a transcript of the gene gtf2a1l, whose product is annotated as general transcription factor IIA, 1-like. The record is from RefSeq and is a predicted model, not a curated record. Gene Ontology annotation, biological process: transcription initiation at RNA polymerase II promoter; transcription by RNA polymerase II. NCBI's taxonomy places the organism in Eukaryota, Metazoa, Chordata, Actinopteri, Cyprinodontiformes, Poeciliidae. The transcript has 9 exons. Bases 14 to 1321 code for a protein of 435 amino acids. Gene Ontology annotation, cellular component: transcription factor TFIIA complex.
UCUGACUUUAACGAUGCUGAAUAAUUCAGGCCCAGUGGCCAAACUCUACCUGUCCAUCAUGGAUGAUGUGAUUGACAGCAUGAAGGAACUGUUUUUGGAUGAAGCCCUUGAAGAUCGAGUACUGGACGACUUGAGGCAUCUUUGGGAGUCAAAAGUGAUGCAGUCCAAAGCAAUGGAAGACCUCAGGAAGAACAACAUCAACUCCUCCAACUUUGUUCUCCAGCUUCCUGCUAGCUACUCACAGGCCGACCAGAGCCAGGAGCUUCCAGGUUUGACGCAAACGGCUCAGAACAUCAGCAGCUUACCGGUCCAGAACAAAACAAAAGCUCUUACUACUUUUUCGCUCCCCGCUGCGCUCCCCUACCCUGUUAAGAUACCAGCAGGCGUCACUCUGCAGACAGCUUCUGGGCAACUUUACAAAGUCAAUGUUCCUGUCGUCGUUACUCAAGCUCCAGUGGGGCAGCAGCCUGUGUCCCUUGCUGCUCAAACUGUCCCAGAACAGAGCGACGCGCCAGCAGCAGCUCUACCAAAUCCCAUCCCGCUUCAUGAGCCGGAGUCCUGCUCUGAUUCUGAUUCCUUUGUUACACAAUCAAGGAACGAUCUCGCCCUGAGUCAGGAAAGCAGCCUUCCUCUGGAGCCUCCAGGUGGAGAGGUUGCACUAGGAGGAAGUGAUUUGAGCUCCCAGCCUGAACCUGCCUCUCCCUGCACUCAGCUGUUAGACUUCCAGAUCUCUGCAGAGGAGGCUGCUCUCGCACAGAAGACACAAAGCAGAGACAUUGAUGAAAUCCUGAAAGAAGUCAUAGAGGAGGAGAGGGAGAAAGCCAGCCGGGUGUGGACACUAGCUGCUAGGAAUGCUGGGAACCCGUCUGAAGUUGAUGUGGGGCUGGACUUGCACUACACCUACAGAGAGCUGUCUGAUAUAGUUCAGCUGGAUGGCCCUGCCGACGACUCGGGCCCAGAGGAGGAAGAGGAGGCUCCCAUGGAAGAGAGUGACUUCCUGGGUUUGAUCAAUGCAGAAGCAAUCAGGGCACUACAGGAGGAAAACUGCAGCGACAGCAACAGCAUUUCCUCCAGCAGUGACGAAGGCGCGGCGGGUGAACUCAACGUAGAAGACGAGGUGAGGGAUCCUCUUAAUUCUGGAGACGAUGUUGUUGAACAGGACAUCCCGGAUCUUUUUGACACAGACAAUGUGAUCGUUUGCCAGUAUGACAAAAUUCACCGCAGUAAAAAUCGCUGGAAGUUUCACCUGAAAGAUGGAGUGAUGAGUUACGGAGGCAGGGACUACGUGUUUUCUAAAGCUAUAGGGGAAGCGGAGUGGUGAUUGGAUCGUUUCAUAAAGGAAAGCCAUGAAUGAAAAUGAAGUGUGGAAAUUCAGUUAAGAGAGGCACAUUAAGGCGUUUCUGUUUCAAAUCACUGUUACUACUUGUCAUUAUUUAUCAAGGCUGAAAGUGGAGACUUUGAAGUUUCCUUUAGUUUAUUUUGCUCCAGUUUACUGAGAGAAAUGUAACAGAUUUAUGUUAUGUUUGAGAGAAUUUUAUUAAAAAACCCAUUCUCUUC